Molecule: messenger RNA, 4253 nt
Organism: Anopheles stephensi (Asian malaria mosquito)
Lineage: Eukaryota; Metazoa; Arthropoda; Insecta; Diptera; Culicidae
Exons: 7
Coding region: 196-3888 (1230 amino acids)
Biological process (GO): regulation of telomere maintenance
Cellular component (GO): nucleus
Source: RefSeq, a predicted model, not a curated record
CUGUCAGUCGCCGCGGUUUUGGAAUAAAAAUUAGCAGCAAAACAAUUGGGUGCGAAUGUGAAGAUGAGAUAAAGUAAAGCGGAACGAAUGUGCUUGUUUCGUGUUUUUCCGCAGAAAGCACGUCCCAUAUAAGGAUCAUUUAAUAGUCCAAAGGGUAUGUGAAGCCUCGACAGGAACAAGAAAAAACCAAACAUAAUGGCAUGGCAGAACAAUUGGCCAGGGAACCCGCAGGCCAUGAUGGGUCCAAGAUAUCCUCCGCCGGUGGGCAAUGUUCGUCCGGCAGCGCCCAGUGCACCGGUACCUAGUUAUGGAGCAGCAAAUACCGAUCAGUACAAUCAAUGGCAGUGGCAGCAGUACCAGCAACAGUACGCCCAGUGGUACGCAAUGUACGGCGAGAAAUAUGCACAGCAAACAGGCAACGCACUGCCUCCCGUUGCCUCACCGAUGCCGCAAGCUGGGCCGAAUUUCGCGGUUAAUCCCUACGCUGCGGCACCACUACCGGUUGGACCAGCGUUUGGUUCGAUGGGCAUGGUUGCUCCCCCACCACCCGCAGAACCGCAUCCCGAUGAGCUGAAAAUGAGCAGAGCUGGUGGGAAACCACCUCCUCCGGAAGAGAAGAGUCCCGAGGAGAUCGCUUUCGAUGAGCAAUUUCGAAAGUGGGAACAGGAAUUUGAGACAUGGAAAAAAACCAACAUUAACCAUCCGGACAAAGCGGCGUACAGAGAGUACGAACAGAAGUAUGAGGAGCAGCGCAAGAAGCUGCUGGAUCACCGCGAACAACUGCGCCGGCGAAGGAAUGGAUCGCAGCACGUUACGGGUCAUGCUACUCGUAAUACGUCCCAAGCCACAACUUUACAAAAGCCACCGCUACCACCACCGCCACCAUCCUCUCAACCACCACCUCCACCACAGCCAUCACAAUCCUUGCAGCCACCAGAACCACCCGCAGAACCAGCAGCGAAGGAAUCAGCCUCCUACAUUAUGCCAACGGAAGAAAGUACUCAGAGAGAAAGAAACGAUAUGCAUAUACAAAAUCUGUUCAGCGGUUCGGGCAAGGCUGCUCGUGGCGAUGGUAUCCCUGGAUUGGAUUUGAUCGAUGAUGCACCUCCGCCAAUGCCGAAAAAAGCGAAACUCGAAGAUCCGGUCAUCGAUUUGUCGAACGACGAGGAAGAAGUCAAGCAAAGCGAGCCAAACACCAACUCGAACAAAAACAUGAUCAGUACAUUGUUGAACGAUCCUAACGUGAACGCACUGCUGCAACUGGUGGGGAAAACGAUUUCCGGGAACGGCGCAGGAGUUGGUUCUGGUAGCACAGCCAAUCCGCUGGUAGCAGCUUUGGCCCAGCUCUCAAACAAUUCAAAUCUGGAUAGAACCAACUCCGUGGAAAGGUCUCCGAAUGACGCGAAUGAAGGAGGGGCAAUACAUCACACGAACACGUCUCGAACGUUUGACUCCCAUAUUAACGGACCGAACGAUCGGGGGCUGCUUCCGUCUACAAGCGGUGCUUCACCGCACCAUAACACGAUGGUGAGAGAAGAAAGGCUUUUACCGCUCAAUAACACGCAGGCAUUCAAUCCGCGCAUACCGCCGCCACUGCUUGACGUUGACUUGACCCGACCGCCGCCUACGAUACGAUCAGCUAACAAGUCGCAGCGCGAUAGAUUUGGUCGCAGUUCGGGUUCAGUGCCGGAGAAUGGAUCCUCGUUUAUCGAUGGUUAUACGGGUGACGGGUCGCCAUUAGCGAAAAUGCCACGCUUCGAUUUCAGACCACCGCCCCAGGCUCCAGCGCACAAGGAGUACGAAGUGGAUCCGGAGCUGGGUCGUCCGGUGGCCGUGCCCAAACCGGACUGGAUGACCGAGGAUGAAUAUCAGGAAAUUUACGAUCGAUACGAGCAUGUGCAAAGCUUCGAUGAACGGAAGAGCAAAAUGUUGUUGGCGAUCCAGGUGCUGAAGCAGAGAAAAGUUCGCAUCGGUACGCUCGUGGUAGAUGAACCGAAGCGGACCGUCGUGGGAAUGCCAAAGCCUUUGCCACCGGUGAAGGAACUGAUAAAAAGUGAACCGGCCGAUGAUUAUUUCAAACCGCAGCAGGUAUUUGAUUACUCCAACUGUAGGCCGGCUGGACGUGUCAUAGACUAUGGCCACCGUGGAAGCACUCAACACGGCACGAACAAUAACAGAUUUAACAGGCGGGAUGAAUUCCACAUUCGUGAAGGCAUAAUAGAUCGGCAGAUGUUGGCGGGUAACGAAAAUGGAUUCGUUAGCAAUGCCCAGCGGUUUGAUUAUAAUCAUUCGCGCGUCGCUAGUAAUGUAGGGCCAGCAGCGCCCGCGCAGCCAAAUAAACCGUGGCCGCAAACCAAUUCGACCGCUUCGCACGAUCGAACGGUGUCUGGUUUGGAGCGAUUGGCGCAAAUGCAUCUCAAUCCCAAUCCGGAGGAAAGUAAUCCCAACUAUCCGAGCAAGUUCCUGCUGAUAAACGAUAAUCGCCCCAACUGCCUUAGUACCAAGCGCGCAAAGCGGCCGUCGUCCAUACGCAAGCAGAAGCUGAAGCAAAUGCAACAGCAGCAACAGCAACAGCAACAGCAGCAGGAACAGCAACAACCAGCACCGAAUGAGAAGCCAACUUCGAACACCGUUGCUUGCAAGCAGGAACCGGAACUGUUGCUAGAAGACUUGAGCUCGGACGAAGACAUCGGGCCGGACGAUGGCUUUGCCUAUCAGAGCAAUGACGAAAGCGCAAAGUCAAGCGCAAUCAAGCAAGAACCACCGGACGAACGGUCCGAAUCGACGGUAUCGUCGUUAUCUUCGCAUAAUCAUACCGCCUCCCGGAUGGUUGACAUCGACGAACUUUUGCUGCCACCGGGACGCUUCCUCCGUCCGCCUAGAAUAUGUUUUCUGAUCCGCGGUCUACCGGGCAGCGGCAAAUCGCACCUGGCGCGUUUAAUCAAAAACAAGGAGCAAGCCUUCGACCAAUCGCCACGAGUGCUGAGCCUCGACGAUUACUUUCUGGCGGAGCGAGAGGUGGAAGAGAAGGAUCCAGUGACGGGUAAGGUAGUGAAGGUGACCCGAUCAGAGUACGAGUACGAUGCGGAAAUGGAGGAUAUCUACAUUCAGAAUUUGAUCAAGGCGUUUAAGCGGACCAUUUCCGAGCGUCUGUUCAAUUUUGUGAUCGUUGACUGCUGCAACCACCGGCUGGAAACGUAUUGUGAGUUUCAUAACUACGCCCGGAGCAAUGGUUUUAAGGUUUUUACGUGCACAAUGCAGACCGAUGUUGAAGAUUGUGUGCGGCAGAACAUUCACAAGCGCACCGAGCAAGAGAUUCAGGCGUAUGCCGACAAUUGGGCUCUGGCUCCCGAAGAGCACGUGCAAAUCAAUUUCAACUCUCUGCUCGAACCGGAACUGCCGGCGGAUACGGAUACGACAGUGGCUGACAUGGAGCUUGCCGCAGAGGACGAGGAGCGCCCGUACGUCGAAGAGGACAGAGCCCAACCGGAACAAACCAGCACAUCACACGACGACAGCAACGACAGCCCGGUGGAGGGUAUGGCUGAGUGUGACAUGUUCGCGAGUAAAUGGGACCACGACACCAGUGAGCAGAACUUAGCGAGGCUCGACGGCAUCAGCAAACCCCUGAAGCGGCCCCCUACUCUUGAGGACUAUUUGCAGCUGGACGAUGUGAACGGCGAGAACGAGGAGAGCGAAACGCAAGGCGGUGGAAAGAAGAAGCGUGUCCGUUGGGCCGAUGUCGAGGAGCGCAAGGCGCAGGAAAAGAUGCGCCAGCUAGGGUUCGUCGUUGGCGUAACGGAUUGGACGCGCAUGAUGGACCCGUCCGAGGGGAGCAGUGCGCUCACGCAAACGAAGUACAUCGCCAGAAUAAAGCGACAGCCGUAGGCGCGAAGGACGACGCGGAAGACGAUCGUCGUCAUUAUUUGCAAUACUGUACAUCAUGAGAAUGUAGGAAUGGUGGCCAGUGGAAUGGCGUGUUUUGCUCCAAUGUCUAUCCCCCAUCUUCUCGUUGUAGGUAGCUUCCGCCAGCAACGAGAGAACUGCGCUGCUUUGGUCGAAUGAAAUCCUGCCUGGGAAAUGAAAGAAGAGUAAUAUGUUGUGUUUCCUGUACGCUGCACGGUACAACAGAAACGCGGUGUAAUUUAAAUACCGAUCUGAACUAAUUUCUAUCACUCAAGCUACGCUAGCUCAAUUGAUGUAUUACAAGUGUCUAAUAAACCAAACGGAUACGAAGUUGGCGGUACAGACAG